Molecule: messenger RNA, 4856 nt
Organism: Gopherus evgoodei (Goodes thornscrub tortoise)
Lineage: Eukaryota; Metazoa; Chordata; Testudines; Testudinidae
Product: NACHT, LRR and PYD domains-containing protein 3-like
Exons: 15
Coding region: 524-4294 (1256 amino acids)
Cellular component (GO): cytoplasm
Molecular function (GO): protein binding
Source: RefSeq, a predicted model, not a curated record
UGCACAACUGGGUACAUAAAUGCCUGUGGGGCGGUGCGGGAGGGGUGUGUGGCCUGGGUCUUCACAGUCUCUGCAAUGGAUUAGUGCUGGUGUUCUGCUAAUAUGGAUUAAUGCGUAUUUGAAAGCUUAAUUCCAGUUUAAGAACACCUUUUUUUUCAGUGGGAAAGGGGGAGGGCUGAUUUUAAAGAGAAAAUGCGGAGCCCGGAUGUAGGAAGAGAAAGUGAUUUCAAUCUCACCGGAUUGCGGAGUACAGUGUUUCCCCCAUUUUAGCGUGAAAAAAGUUCUCAAAGUCAGCCUAAACACGCUCUCUUCGGUGCCUCAGGAUGGAGAAACUGAGGCAUGGAGACACACCAUGAGCUGUCGAAUGAGUCAUGUGUGAGGAAAAGCAUCAAGGAGUUAUGAACCUCAUUGACCUACUGCCACCGCCAGACUACACUUCUUUCCUUUUCUGCUUGGGAAAAAUAUUAUAUCAUGUUAAUGGGAGUUUGCAUUGUAUAUAAGUUUCAUUUCCUGGUACCCAGUGAUGGAAAAUAGAAGCAGCAGAAUUAGUGAGCUGCUUGUGCAUGCCCUUGACAACCUCUCUCAUGAAAAUUUCAAAAGAUUUAAAGACAAACUCUUGCACUCUAACUUUGAGGGGAAAGGUAACAUCCCCCGAGGUCGGCUGGAGAAUGCCGACAGGAUAGAUACCAAGAACCUCCUGAUGGCAUUCUAUGGUGGAGAGGCUGCAGUAGAUAUAACUAUGGACAUUUUCACACAGAUCAAUCUCAGAGAUUCUGCUUCUAAACUCAGAGAAGAAGGAAGGAAAGAUUGGCGUCCAAAUCAAAAAACUUCAGAGUUGUCGGCUAAAGGUUAUAGGAAGAAGUAUAAAGAAGAUGUUUUUAAGAAGUACAGAGUAAUAAAAGACAUGAACAGUCGUCUUGGUGAGAAUGUGAUUCUAAACACAAGAUACACAAAGCUGACUAUUCUAGACAAACCUCGUCAUGAAAAUGAGAAGGAACAUGAAAUAAUGGCCAUGGGGCGGAGACAUGCAAAAAUCAUGACUAAACAAGCUAGUUCUGUAAUUACUAUAGACACCCUAUUUAAACCUGAUAAAGAUGGACAAACACCACUAAUUGUUGUGCUGCUGGGAGCUGCAGGGAUUGGAAAAACAAUGACAGCAAAAAAGAUCAUGUGCGAUUGGGCAUCUGGAGAACUCUAUAAGGAAAUGUUUGACUUUGUUUUCUACAUAAAUUGUCGGGAAAUGAACCUACUUACUGAGCAGGGAAGUGUGGCUGACCUGAUUUUUAAAAAUUGUUCUAAUACAAAUGCACCGAUUAGAAAGAUUUUGGUGAAGCCAGAAAAACUUCUGUUCUUAAUUGAUGGUUUUGAUGAACUGAGAUUUUCUUUUGACCAGUCAGAAGAUAACUUGUGCUCGGACCCCUGGGAGAAGAAGCCAGUGGAUAUCAUACUGAGCAGUUUAUUUAGGAAAACAGUUCUUCCUGAAAGUUAUUUGAUAAUCACUACAAGGCCAACUGCCCUGGAGAAACUGGGGCAGUGUUUGGAGUGGUCCCGGUAUGCAGAGAUCCUGGGAUUUUCUGAAGCUGAAAGGAGAGAAUAUUUCCACAAGUUCUUUCGAAAUGAAAACCAAGCAAGACAAGCUUUACGAUUUGUGAGAGGAAAUGAAAUUCUCUUCACCAUGUGCUUUGUCCCCAUUGUGUGUUGGAUCAUCUGCACUGUUGUGAAACAGCAGCUUGAAAAAGGUGAGGAUCUUGCACAGACUUCAAAAACAACCACUGGAGUGUAUAUACUCUACCUUUCCAGUUUAGUAAAGCCUCUAAGAAGCAAUAUGAAGCAACAGAUGCAAGCUAAUCUGAGGGGACUUUGCUCCUUGGCUGCUGAUGGAAUCUGGAAACAAAAGAUACUGUUUGAGGAAGAAGAAAUCAAGAAAUAUGGCUUAGAUCAGAGAGACUCUCUUCCUCUCUUUUUGAAUGAGAACGUAUUUCAAAAAGACAUUGAUUGUGUGAGCGUCUAUAGCUUCAUUCACUUAAGUUUUCAAGAGUUUUUUGCAGCUUUAUUUUAUGUCUUGGAGAAAGAUGAAGAAACAAGAAAUGAUUCAGGGACUCCCAAGAAAGAUGUAAAAACAUUAUUAGAAAACUAUGGAAACUCUAGAAAUUAUUUAAUGUUAACAGUGCGAUUCCUGUUUGGGCUCUUAAAUGAAGAAAGAAUGAAGGACAUGGAGAAAAUAAUUGGCUGUAAAAUUUCACCUAAAAUUAAACCAGAUUUACUGAAGUGGGUUCAAGCAAAACAACAAACAGAUUUAUUUCCUUUUAGUCCCACUGAGUAUGAUGUGGAGAUGUACGAGCAUGAUGUGUUUCACUGUUUGUAUGAGAUCCAAGAACAAAAGUUUGUGAAAAGUGCACUGGAUUUCACUGAAGUAAAGUUAAAUCAAAAUAAAUUUACCCAAAUGGAUCAAAUGGUUCUUUCAUUUUGUAUAAAGAAUUGUCAUAGGCUGGAGUCACUUUAUGUGAAUUGCUGUGAAUUUAUGUUUGAAGACCACGAGGAAGAACUUCCAACACCAGCAAAUGGGUUAUAUCAGGAACAGCAUCAGGAUGUUCUGAAGUAUUCUUCUAUUUACCUGCUCUGUCAAGCGCUGAAGGAUCCAAACUGUAAAUUAAAGAAACUACACUUGGAGAGUUGUGGUCUCACCGCAGCUUGUUGCAGGGAUCUCUCCUCUGUUCUCAGUACCAAACCAACCCUGACAGAGUUGAACCUGGAGGGGAACAACCUGGGAGAUUCUGGACUGAGGCUGCUGUGCGAGGGACUGAAACAUCCAGCCUGCAACCUUCAGAAACUGCGGUUGUGGUAUUGUCAUCUCACAGCUGAUGGUUGCAGGGAUCUCUCCUCUGCUCUCAGAACUAACCAGAGUCUUUUAGAGCUAGACCUGGGACACAAUAAACUGAGAGAUCCAGGAGUGCAGCUGCUGUGCGAAGGACUGACACAUCCCAAAUGCAAACUGCACAAAAUAAGAUUGAGGUGUUGCGAACUUGCUGGUGCUUGUUGUGGGGACCUCUCCUCUGUGCUCAGGGCCAACCCAUUCCUGACAGACCUGGAACUGAGUGAUAAUGAACUGGGAGAUACGGGAGCGCAGCUGCUGUGUGAAGGUCUAAAGCAUCCAAACUGCAAGCUGCAGAGACUGCGCUUGGUGGACUGUGGACUCACAGCUGCUUGUUGUGGGGCUCUCUCCUCUGCUCUCAGAGCCAACAAGACCCUGACAGAGCUGGACCUGUGGAGGAACAAACUGGAAGAUAGCGGAGUGAGGCUGCUGUGUGAGGGACUGAAACAUCCUAACUGCAAACUGCAGAAACUACAGUUGAGGAUUUGCAGUCUCACAGUUGCUUGUUGUGGGAAUCUCUCUUCUGUUCUCAGCACCAGCCAGACCCUGACAGAGAUGGAACUGUGGGGGAAUGAACUGGGAGAUUCUGGAGUACAGCUGCUGUGUGAGGGAUUGAAACAUCCAGACUGUAAACUGCAGAAAUUAUGGUUGUCAGAUUGUGAUCUCACAGCUAUUUGUUGUGAGGAUCUCUCCUCUGCUCUUGCAAUCAACCAGACUCUGACAGAGCUGGACCUGGGAGAAAACAAACUCAGAGAUUCCGGAGUGCAGCUGCUGUGUGAGGGACUGAAAUAUCCAAACUGCAAACUGCAGAAACUAGGGUUGUCUGACUGUGGUCUCACAGCUGCCUGCUGUGGGGCUCUCUCCUCCGUUCUCAGCACCAGCCAGACUCUGACAGAUCUGAACCUGUGGAAAAACAAGCUGGGAGAUUCAGGAGUGCAGCUGCUGUGUGAGGGACUGAAACAUCCACACUGCAAACUGCAGAAAAUACAGUUGUCCGAUUGUGCUCUCACGGCUGCUUGUUGUGGGCAUCUCUCGUCUGCCCUCAGCGUCAGCCAGAGCCUGACAGAGCUGAUCCUGUGGAAGAUCAGCCUGGGGGAUUCCGGAGGGCAGCUGCUGUGUGAGGGACUGAAACAUCCAAAUUGCAAACUGGAGAAACUAUCAUUGGGGGAUUGUGAUUUUACAGCUGCUUGUUGCAGGGAGCUCUCCUCUGCUCUCAGCACCAACCAGACCCUGAGGGAGCUGAAUCUGCAGGAGAAAAAAAUGGGACACUUUGGCAUGAAGCUGCUGUGUGAGGGACUGAAACAUCCCACCUGCAAACUGCAGAAAGUGUGCUUGUCCCAGCACAGUGUUAAUGAAGAAACAAGACCAGAGCUGUAUGCUGUGAAAGUGAUAAAACCUGUUCUGGUCAUAGAGAUAUGGUAGGGUUUGAGCAGAAACCAGUGCAGCUCUGGCCUGGCUGCCCUUCCACUAGCUGGGACAGCAGCCAGCCAGUGGGGGGACCUUCCCCUUUUUAGAGGGACCCCUGCAACCUCCAGUGUCUUCAGCAGCAUAUUUUAGCAUCUAUGACAUGGGGCUGGGUAAAGAUUGUCUGGGCCAACCCUACUGCCUGCGGGCAAGAGACUCAGGAGUAGGAGCUGGGUUUGAUCUUGGAUGGACCUUGCUUGGAUGGACCUUGGAGGAGUUAAUGGGUUGGGGUGGGAAGGAAGGAGGGAUGAAGGGGAUCAGGGCCUAGGGGAGGAACAAAUGUGGGAUCGUGAGAUGGAGGAGUCUGGUAGCCAUCCCCUUUCAGUGUCUGUCGGUGCAGGGGAGAGACUCAAGAACCAUCCUUGAAUCCGGAGGGGAAUUUUCUUCCUUUCCAACAGUUCUUUCAUUUGGACCCCAACCCAUAGUUAUGAAAUUUGCAUUUUUUGUAUCUGGGUCCAACAUUUGUUUUUCCUGGAUGUACGUUUCAGUUUUGAUGAGUUCAAUAAAUACCAUGAACCAA